This is a messenger RNA of Pieris macdunnoughi, 525 nucleotides long. Lineage: Eukaryota; Metazoa; Arthropoda; Insecta; Lepidoptera; Pieridae. The record is from the annotation of a GenBank genome assembly.
AUGGCAAUGCUUAGCUUAUACGAAGCAAAUGUACAGAUGUUUAUGGAUGUCGGCAAGAAAUCAAGGGCGUGGAAGAAAAUAUCAGAAGGGUUAAAAGAUUUAUGUAUACCGGUAAAAGUACUUAAUAUCAUUAAUGCUGAAGAUGAUCCACCCAGCGAAAAGAAUCUACCACUAGUUGAUGAGUCUCCAAAACCGAAAACAACACCGGUUGCAGACGUUACAAAAACUGCAAGAAACCAGCAACAAAUUCAAAGUAUGGAAAUUAUAGAUAAAGUUCAAGAAAACCAGAAGGCAAGCGAUGAAAAUAUGACAAGAUAUUUAAAAAUGAAAGAGAAAGAAAUGGAGUUAAAGAAGAAAGCAAUCGAUGUUCGUGAAACUGAAAUGCAAGUUAAAAGAGAUGUUGCUAGUGAAAAACUAAAGUUUAAUGAAAAGAAGCACAAAGACUGGUUAAAUAUAGAAAAAUUUACAUGUGAGCUUCUAAAAAAACUGUUAAAAAGUCAUACUGACAGCGAAGAGUCUGAUUGA